Molecule: messenger RNA, 582 nt
Organism: Asterias rubens (European starfish)
Lineage: Eukaryota; Metazoa; Echinodermata; Asteroidea; Forcipulatida; Asteriidae
Product: alpha-N-acetylgalactosamine-specific lectin-like
Exons: 1
Coding region: 1-582 (193 amino acids)
Molecular function (GO): signaling receptor activity
Source: RefSeq, a predicted model, not a curated record
AUGCAGUUUGAAACAGCUACCACAAGCUGUGUUCGCCUUGACGAGUACAGACGCUAUCACUCGGCGCUCAACAUGGCAGCCUUAAACUUCACUGUUUUCAGUAUUCUUGUAGCUCUCCUUCAGUCACAUUUCCUGAUUGUGUCUCCCUGCAUGUCUUGCAUCAGUCCAUGGACAAGUUUUGGGAAUCAUUGCUACCUUCUUGUGACGGAUGAGAAGACCUUUGAUGAAGCUGAACUGUACUGUCAGAGUUUGUCACGCCUUGGUAGACCAUCUCACCUUGCAUCCGUUAUGAGCCAAGAGGAACAAGACUUUCUCCUCUUGCUUGCUACACCGAUAGACGGAACGGUGUAUCGGGCGACAUGGCUCGGCUACCGACGUGUCUCAACCACGGGUUCCUUCGCCUGGAUCGACGGUAGCCCUGCCGGGAACUACACCAACUGGGCCCCGGGAGAACCAAAUAACAUGGGUAAAGAGGAUUGCGUCGAGAUGUUUGGUACUUCAAUGUGGAAUGACAAGAGUUGUACGGAAACGAGGAGAUCCAUUUGUAAAAUACCUGAAAGAUUUCCAGUUGAAACGCGAUGA